Molecule: messenger RNA, 585 nt
Organism: Dictyostelium discoideum AX4
Lineage: Eukaryota; Evosea; Eumycetozoa; Dictyosteliales; Dictyosteliaceae
Gene: rasS
Product: Ras GTPase
Exons: 1
Coding region: 1-585 (194 amino acids)
Biological process (GO): signal transduction
Cellular component (GO): plasma membrane; membrane
Molecular function (GO): G protein activity; GTP binding; GTPase activity
Source: RefSeq, a predicted model, not a curated record
AUGUUUAAUUUUAAAUUAGUAUUAGUUGGACCAGGUGGUGUUGGUAAAUCAUGUUUAACAAUUCAAUUUAUUGCACAAAAAUUUGUGGAUGAAUAUGAUCCAACAUUAGAAGAUUCAUAUAGAAAGCAAACAACAGUUGAUGGAGAGGAGUGUUUAUUAGAUAUUUAUGAUACCGCAGGUCAAGAAGAUUUCAGUGCGGUUAGGGAUCAAUAUAUGCGUACAGGUGAGGGAUUUCUAUGCGUUUACUCAAUUACAUAUCUUCAAAGUUUUAAAGAGAUUCAUCGUUUACAUAAUCAUCUUUUGAAAGUAAAAGAUUUAGAUUCAGUACCAUUCGUAUUGGUAGGAAAUAAAUGUGAUCUCAAUGAAUAUCGUGAAGUUUCAACCGCCGAAGGUGAAGAAUUGGCAAAGAAGUUAAACUGUAAAUUCUUGGAAACCUCUGCCAAAGAAAGAAUCAAUGUUUCUGAAUCUUUUUAUGAACUUGUUAGAGAAGUUAAAAAAGCUCGUCAAUCAAAUCAACAUUCAAAUUCUCAAGAACAAAAUACUGAUCAACCAAUUAAAAAAAAGAAAUCUUGUAAUUUAUUAUAA